Molecule: messenger RNA, 4167 nt
Organism: Oppia nitens
Lineage: Eukaryota; Metazoa; Arthropoda; Arachnida; Sarcoptiformes; Oppiidae
Gene: pum
Product: pumilio homolog 2-like
Exons: 8
Coding region: 399-3980 (1193 amino acids)
Biological process (GO): post-transcriptional regulation of gene expression
Cellular component (GO): nucleus; cytoplasm
Molecular function (GO): mRNA 3'-UTR binding
Source: RefSeq, a predicted model, not a curated record
UUGUGAGCCAUUCCUCUAUAGACUCACAACAACUCACUCUCACUAUUACUCUCUGUGUAUAGUAUUGUAUAUUAUUUGUGUAUUAAAUUGUAUUUAAAAUCAUAUAAAUAGUCAUUAAUUGAAUUUAAUAGUUAUUGUAAUAUAUAUAUAAUGUUAAUAUAGUGACCAAAUUGUAUGAUAAUAACAAUUAAAGAGUUAGUCUAAUAGUGUUUGCCAUUUGAUUAUUGUAUUGAUUUGGUGUUUGUAUUCAAUGUUUGCUAUUUUACAUCGCUUUUAAUGUUUAAUAAAUGAGUCGUCAAAUGAUUUACUGAUAUAUUGUUUAUUGUUAUUAAAGUCGAUGUCAUUGUAAACAAAAUGAUGACCAAAAUGGUGACUAUCUAUUGAUUUGAUUGUUAGCUAUGAAUGAAGUUGUUUGGCAUCAGGAAAGACAUCCAUCGCUUGCACCUAACCAGAGCCACACCAGUCAUCACCCGCCAUCCCAUCCCAAUCAUCAUAAUUCGCAUCAUUCUAACCAUAAUCCUAUCCAUCCCUCACUCCAAUCCCUAUCAACAGUCAAUCACAGCCACGGUUAUCACCAACACAGCCAUAACAGCCCGCAGAUAGGGUUAAGUCAUCCGUCACAGCAAUCACUAAACGGCACCGUUAUGUUGGCGAAUCAAACGCCCCAAUCAGUGGUUAUCGCGGCCAAUGAUAUGCAAAACUCAGUACACAAUCAAAAACACAAUCAAAACUCAAUCCGAUCUCAAGAUGACGCUAUGGUCAGGUACUUCUUUCAAAGACCACAAACUGAUCCAGACUUUCAAAACUAUAACAAACAUCAGCGUUGGGCGUUAGGAGACGACUCGGUUCUCGAGGUCAGACAAGGAGAUGGGGAACUGGUCUCUGAAUUUCAAGCUCUUGAUCUCGAGACUGAUGGUUACGCCUCAACUAAAAAGAUAUGGGGAAUGGAAGAGCAAAUGAAACACCCGGACGACCCAAAGGGUCUGUUUUUAGGUGAACCUCAGUGGGGACGAGACUCGACGUGGAGUACCGGCGGUCCCAAUGAGAAUGUAUCGGAUCACGCAGUUUCUCAACCAAUUAUGGUUAACUCACGUCGCAGUGGGUCCUAUCCCGGCAGUGACGGUACAUCGAUGCUGAGUCCUCGAUCAAAUGAUACCGGAGGUCUAGGAGUUAAAAUGGUUGAAUACGUAUUGGGUAGUUCACCGACGGCUAAGGACUUAGACGGUCGCAUGCAUUCAAGGCUUAUGAGUGACAAACAAAAGAAACAACAAAUGAAAAAUGCUUACGAAGAGUCAAAAAUGCAUCACAAGGACAAUACCGGCGCUAUGAAUGUCAUGCAAAGCAAUGGCAUUGUUAUGCAAAACGGAUUGGACGACGAAAGCAAAAUGUUUAGCCGUACACCUGGUUGUCAUCAAUUAGAAGACGACAACGAUUUGUCCAAAAAUCAUAUGUUAGUCAAUGACAUGUCGAAAAUGAAACCAAAUGACGGUUUAAUGCACGCGGGAAUGCCAUCUCAUAUAAUGAGUAACAAUGGACCGCAUUUUACCGAUUUUGACCACGGAGGAAUAGAUCAACUACAAUUUGAAUAUCCUUCACAAAUUAUCGAUUCGCCGGGAAUUCUUGAUUACAACCCUAUGUAUCGUCCAAAUCAACCAACCGGUCAAAUGCCGACCGCCUUAAUAGCUCCACAUCAACAACAGUUUAAUUUAGCUCAACAACAAAGUCAAAGUAUGCCUUCGCAUACAAAUCCUGGAAUGUCGGGACCCAAUGGGAACGGCAAUAAUCCUUAUCCGCCACAAAAUCCAUACUAUGGUACCGACCCUUUUUCGGCAUCAAUGGGACAUAUUAUUCCUGCUGGUCCUCCUCCAGCGAUGUUAGCCCAAUAUUAUGGUAUGCCGUGGGGUAUGUAUCCGGGAAUGAUACAGUCGGGUCAGGUUCAAAGCGGACAGGCAUCUCAUCUGCAACAACAACAGCAGCAGCAACAACAACAACAAAUAAUAGCUCGAAGCAAUGGUGCCCGACCUUUAACACCACAAGGAGCUGGUGAUGGUGCCAAUCAAGUCAUACAAGCGGGUCAAUAUCAAAUGGUUCCUCACGGGUAUUAUGACCAAAAUGGGUCGUUAAUGAUGGGAAAUUCAGGCGCACGAGGUAUGAAUCCGGCAGCUAUGAGAAUAAUGCCUCCAAUGAUUGUGAAUCAAUCGGGAAAUAAUAAUAUAAGAAUGAUGCCAAAUGCAGGACAGACACCACAACAACAUUCAGGUCCACCAAACGCUAUGUUUUCUUCUAAUGGAACUAAUGGUGCGAACAACGGUCUGUACUCAUCAACAACAAACUCUCAAAUGCCAUAUCCCGCUUCUGUAUCUAAUUCAGGCGUUCCCAACUAUUCCAACAAUACUAAUGGCAAUCAAAUGGGCUUUAAUCCUAAUAUGAGUCGCAAUCAAGUUCAGGGAUAUGGUAAUAAUGGUAUGGGUCCAAUCGGAGCAUCGAUAGCUUCGGGAAUGGGCUUAGGAAGUAGUUCACCAAGAAGAGAGUCAUUUGAUGGUAGACGUGAUGGUUUGGGUGCAAUGUUCCCCAAUAGUCUUGACAGCCAAAUUUCACGCCAUUUAGGAUCAACCCAUAAAAAUGGUCAGUUCUAUGGUCUCGGACCCGGCAUUGGAUCACCCGGUCCAUUGGGAAUGUUACCAUCUGCUCAAAGUCUUACUCCUCCGCCAUCAUUGGACGGCUCAAACAGUAGCUUAAAUUUGAAUGCAUUGGGUAGUCGUGGUGGGAUUAUGUCGGCAGCACCCGGUGCUGAAAACAAGUAUUUGGUUCGUAACGGAGCCAUAGCUCCAAAUAUGUUUCCUUCAAACAACUCAUUCAAUAACCGAAUGUUAGCCCGAAACUCGUCAUUAGAGAAGUCCAGCGGAAGGAGUCGUCUAUUAGAGGAUUUCCGGAAUAAUCGUUUCCCUAACUUACAGUUGCGUGACUUAGCCGAUCAUAUCGUUGAGUUUUCUCAAGACCAACACGGGUCACGAUUCAUACAGCAAAAGCUCGAGAGGGCCACACCUACUGAAAAACAAAUGGUUUUUAAUGAGAUUCUUGGAUCCGCUUAUAAUCUAAUGACUGAUGUAUUUGGCAAUUAUGUCAUUCAAAAAUUCUUUGAGUUUGGAACACCUGAUCAAAAACAACAAUUAGCUCAAAAAGUUAGGGGACAUGUGCUUCAAUUGGCACUUCAAAUGUAUGGCUGUCGGGUAAUCCAAAAGGCAUUGGAGUCUAUACCUCAAGAUCAACAAAAAGAUGUAGUAAAAGAAUUAGAUGGACACAUCCUUAAGUGUGUUAAAGACCAAAAUGGCAAUCAUGUCGUUCAGAAAUGUAUAGAAUGUGUUGAACCAGUUGCUCUUCAAUUUAUUAUUAAUGCCUUUCAAGGACAGGUGUUUGCACUGUCAACUCAUCCGUAUGGAUGUCGUGUAAUUCAGCGUAUUUUAGAGCACUGUAACGGUGAACAAACAUCUUCAAUAUUAGAGGAAUUGCAUCAAAACACUGAACAGUUAGUUCAGGACCAAUACGGCAAUUAUGUCGUACAACACGUGUUAGAACACGGAAGACCUGAAGACAAGAACAAAAUCAUUCAUAUGGUUAGAGGAAAAGUCUUAAAUCUGUCUCAACAUAAGUUUGCGAGCAAUGUUGUUGAACGCUGUGUUACCCACGCGAGUCGUGCCGAACGUGCGUUACUUAUUGAAGAAGUUUGUACUUAUAAUGACAGUGCCUUAUAUACAAUGAUGAAAGACCAAUACGCCAAUUAUGUGGUCCAGAAGAUGAUAGAAGUGGCAGAAACGCCUCAACGCAAACUAUUGUUGCAGAGGAUCCGUCCACAUAUGCCGGCGCUCCGCAAAUACACGUAUGGAAAGCAUAUAUUAGCCAAAUUGGAGAAGUUUAUGGUUAAAAGUAAUAACGAUGUUUCACACGAUAAUAACAUUAACAACCAAAACAAUUGGGGAUGACUUGAAUUUAUUGAUUAUUGAUUUGCAUGUUAUGUCAUGUCAUUUAUAUAUAUAUAUUAGACGGGCUUUUAUUUGAUGAUUUGUUUCGAUUGAGUUAUAUUUAGUUAUAUAUAUCCAGCAAUUGUAAAAUUGCUUUAUAAAUAUAUACAUAUAAUACUUGUUUAUAAUACAUUAUUACCCUAAAUGG